Messenger RNA from Ictalurus punctatus (channel catfish), 1930 nucleotides. It is a transcript of the gene gja3, whose product is annotated as gap junction protein, alpha 3. The transcript has 3 exons. Gene Ontology annotation, cellular component: connexin complex. The coding region runs from base 515 to 1819 and encodes 434 amino acids. The record is from RefSeq and is a predicted model, not a curated record. Gene Ontology annotation, biological process: cell communication. NCBI's taxonomy places the organism in Eukaryota, Metazoa, Chordata, Actinopteri, Siluriformes, Ictaluridae.
CAAUUGUUAAGUCUAUUUAUGAUCACUUUUAACCCCUAAAGUGCACUGAAGAGGCUUAAGAGAGAGUUUAGGUUUAAUUUUGCUCGAGAGCGGGCAGGUGCGUGUGUGUGCGCGUGCGCGUGUGUUUAGAGGGGCGUGGUCGCGCGCGCAUCGGAGCUCAUGGUUCGCGUGUUCACACGUCCUGGGGCGCAGUGAGAGAGGAGAGAGGCGCGAUGGCCUGCAGCAGGACUCAGCCGCGCUUCACCAAUCACCGACUCCUCACCCGACUUCUCACUAAACACUAGCUGAUUCCUCUUACAUCUGGCCUCGAGUCCACGCCUGAAAAAAACAACAACAACAAAAAAAAAAAAAAAAAAAAAACCCAGUGUGUGCAAGAAUGAACUGACCGACUCAUUUCAAAUCAGUUUGCAACUGCUUGAACAGAACCACAUUUUAUGCAGAGAUGUGAAAUGCUAUGUGAAUUAGUGUGGAAUGAUUAUACUGUACUUUCUCUUCAGGUUAGAAAUCGUGAAGCAUGGGUGACUGGAGCUUUCUUGGGCGACUGUUGGAGAAUGCACAAGAACACUCUACCGUGAUUGGCAAAGUCUGGCUGACUGUCCUCUUCAUCUUUAGGAUCCUGGUGUUGGGAGCAGCGGCAGAGGAGGUCUGGGGCGAUGAACAGUCGGACUUCACCUGUAACACGCAGCAGCCUGGUUGUGAAAACGUUUGUUACGAUGAGGCCUUUCCCAUUUCGCACAUCCGUUACUGGGUGCUGCAGAUCAUCUUCGUGUCCACUCCAACACUCAUUUACCUGGGUCACAUACUACACAUCAUCCGUAUGGAGGAUAAGCGCAAAGAGAAAGAGGAGGAGCUGCGAAAAGCACAGGGACACCAGGAGGAGAAAGAACUCCUGUAUAGGAAUGGGGAGGGUGGCAGAGGAGGUGGGAAAAAGGAGAAACCGUCAAUCAGAGAUGAGCACGGCAAAAUCCGCAUCAGGGGUGCCCUGUUACGUACGUACGUGUUCAAUAUCAUUUUCAAGACUCUGUUUGAGGUGGGUUUCAUUUUAGGUCAGCAUUUUCUCUAUGGUUUCCAGCUCAGGCCACUUUAUAAGUGUGCACGGUGGCCCUGCCCCAACACUGUGGACUGCUUCCUGUCCAGACCCACAGAGAAGACCAUCUUCAUCGUGUUCAUGCUUGUGGUGGCUUGUGUGUCACUUCUGCUGAAUUUAUUAGAGAUUUAUCACCUUGGAUGGAAAAAAAUCAAACAGGGUGUUACCAGCGGAUACAUCCUUGAGCAAGAGUUGCUGGCCCAUACUGACCCGGUGGAGACAGGAGCCAUUCCUGCUGCCUCUAGAACUGACCCUGCAACCCUUAGCUAUCCUCCCAAAUACACCAAGUUGGCAGCAGGUAGCGCAUCAUUCUUGCAGACUGGGUCAGUUCCUGUAACAACAGAGUUCAAGAUUGAUCCUCUGCACGAGGAGCCAAACUCUUUCUACAUCAGUAGCAACAAUCACAGGCUGGCUGCUGAGCAGAACUGGGCCAAUCUGGCCACUGAACAGCAAACUCUGGAAAAGAAGGCCAUCGCUCCCUCUACUUCCUCCUCCUCCUCUGCCUCUUCCUGUGAUAACGAGCAGCGCCUCAGAGACGCUGCUCCCACUACCAGCAUUCCCAGCUCAAGUGGUGGCAUUUUGAGUAGUGGGAAGUGGGAGCCAGAGGAGAGUCACGUCACCACUACGGUGGAGAUGCACGAGCCACCUAGCGUGUUUACUGACCUCCGAUGCAUGAGCAGAGCAAGCAAGACAAGCAGUGUAAGAGCAAGGCACAAUGAUCUGGCUGUCUAGUAACCUUCAUUGCACAGCUCCAAUUUUAAUAUAUACACAUUAGGAAAUGCGAAAACAUAACGUUGAAAUAGAAACGAGAGUCAGGCUGCUGGAUGUUAUCUAGGGAGAUUA